AUGAUCCUGUCUCUCGUUUCGGCGUUGCUCUUGCUCACCGUCUCCGUCCUCGCACGCGUCGAGGGCCCGUUUGCGCUCUACCUCAGAAGUUCUGACCCCAAAUGGAAUAUGCGUUAUAUUAACAUUGGCGCACGCAAUGCAUACAUGGCAGUUGCACCAACCGCCGUCUCCUCCCCGUCGCAAAUCCCCGCGGCCAACAUCAACUUUUUCCUCAAUACCACUGCUACGCUGACACCGGACGCACCGUACGGUCAACUCGUAUGGGGAGCACAGAGCUAUUACAGCAACCUCUUUGGAAGAAUCGACGUCCUUACGCCUUCGUCAUCCGCCCUUCAGCCCAUCUUCUUCGACAUGACCUAUAGCUUGCAAGGUUACUCUUCCCGCUGGAACUUUACGGCCAAUAAACAGCUCCAGCUCGACAAUGUCAAGGAUCACUUUUACGCCAAGGAGCUUCGCACGACUAUGUACAACUAUGACACUGUGUUUUGGCUCUUCGGUAGUCCCAGCCAGAGUGGUCUCGGUGCUUCAAAAGUCACGGUUUGGAGGUAUGAUCCACCAUCCGUCUAA
This is a messenger RNA of Serendipita indica DSM 11827, 567 nucleotides long. NCBI's taxonomy places the organism in Eukaryota, Fungi, Basidiomycota, Agaricomycetes, Sebacinales, Serendipitaceae. The record is from the annotation of a GenBank genome assembly.